Messenger RNA from Babjeviella inositovora NRRL Y-12698, 1278 nucleotides. It is a transcript of the gene ERG12, whose product is annotated as mevalonate kinase. The record is from RefSeq and is a predicted model, not a curated record. Gene Ontology annotation, cellular component: cytoplasm. Lineage: Eukaryota; Fungi; Ascomycota; Pichiomycetes; Serinales. Gene Ontology annotation, molecular function: mevalonate kinase activity; ATP binding. Gene Ontology annotation, biological process: ergosterol biosynthetic process; isoprenoid biosynthetic process. The transcript has 2 exons. Bases 1 to 1278 code for a protein of 425 amino acids.
AUGCCAGUCACCUCUCCGUUCUUGGUCAGUGCCCCUGGGAAGGUUAUUCUUUUCGGUGAGCAUUCUGCCGUGUACUGCAAACCAGCCAUUGCCGCCGCUCUUUCCUUGAGAACCUACCUCUUGGUAACGCCCUCGCAAGAUCCCGACGUUGUGGCUCUCGAGUUUCCGGAUAUCAAAUUCUCCCACAAGUGGAACAGAAACGAUCUUCCAUGGAACGUUCUCAACAAUGUGGUGGGCGAAAAGCCCGUCUUGACCGAAGAGCUUGUCCCUGAGCUUGUGUCCGCGUUGGCAAACAAUCUCGACUCGAUCGCCAGCAGCUUGCACUACUCUGCUGCCUACACAUUCUUGUACCUUUACAUGAGCUUGUGCCACAAGAACACCCAGGGUGUAACCAUCUCGGUCAGAUCCACCUUGCCGAUUGGUGCUGGCUUGGGUUCGUCGGCGUCUAUCGCCGUGUGCAUUGCUACUGCCUUGGCUUUGCUUGGUGAGCACAUUUCUCCGGCGCUGGUGAGAAACGAGAAGUUGACGGUGGAGACCCAGGAAGCGGCCUUUAUCGAGAACUGGUCCUUCAUGGGCGAAAAGUGCAUCCACGGCACCCCGUCAGGUAUUGACAAUGCCGUCGCUACCCAUGGUGGCGCCGUCAUGUUUCAGAAGACCAACUCAUCACUCCCGUCGGUGAGAACCACUAUGAGAAACUUCCCUAGCUUGAAACUUAUUUUGACCAAUACCACUCAGCCGAGACGCACGGCUGACCUUGUCGCCGGUGUGAGCCGAUUGAACAAUGAAUUCCCAAAGACCACCACGGCGAUCUUGAAUGCCAUGGAGAGCUUGACCCAUGAGGCGUACAACCUCAUGAUUAAGCCCUUUGACAAGGAAGCCAAGGAUACCUUGAGAAAAUUGGUUUGUAUUAACCACGGCUUGCUUGUGGCCAUCGGGGUAUCUCACCCAAAAUUAGAGAAGGUCAAGAUGCUUGCAGACGAAAUGGCUAUUGGACAGACCAAGUUGACUGGUGCUGGUGGUGGCGGUUGUGCCAUUACCCUAUUGAACGACGAAGUGUCGGAGGAGAACAUCGAAAAGUUGACCCUGCUCUAUAAAGAGGAGGGCUUUGAGACCUACGAAACCACCUUGGGAGGUAAGGGUGUCGGGGUGUUGAUUCCAGAGGAAGACAGAGCAGAAUCUGAGAUUUUUUCUGUCAAGCAGUUCCUUGAGUUCUCCAGCCGCGACCAGAUCGAACAGACGGUUGGUGUCACCAACUUGCAUGGCUGGAGGUACUGGUGA